This is a messenger RNA of Prunus mume (Japanese apricot), 2010 nucleotides long. The record is from RefSeq and is a predicted model, not a curated record. Lineage: Eukaryota; Viridiplantae; Streptophyta; Magnoliopsida; Rosales; Rosaceae.
AUGAAGUUUUCCUGCUUGAGCAAAGGUGGUGGUUACCAUUUCCCACCGUGUCACAUACUCAACAUAUGUGGUUUUAGCAUUUUAUUGGAUUGCCCAUUAGACCUUUCAGCUCUUACAAUCUUCUCCCCUAUUCCUACUAGUUCAAAAUCCAGUUCCUUCGAUAAAGAGAAUCCCAGUUGCCCAAACCGUAGUGAUUCUUCAGAUUUGGAGGAGCCUAUGGUUCGGAAGAGACAAAAAGUCGAAAAGCCCCUGGAUGCCGAUGAUUUAAUUUAUGCAGAGCCUUGGUACAAAACUGUCAAGAACUUGCACCUGUGGAAUGUCUCUUUUAUUGAUGUGGUAUUGAUAUCAAGUCCAACGGGUAUGCUAGGAUUACCAUUUCUUACUCGAAUGAAGGGUUUUUCUGCUAAGGAACCAUGCAUUGUUUUCUCUCCUCACUGGAGUCUACGGCUCGGUCCUGCUGUUCAUUUGCUCCAGCGUUGGUCUGGGGAUCAAAACUCUCUACUCAUUCUUGAGAGUGGACCGGAUGUUGAUCUGGCUCUCUUGCCUUUCAAGCCUAUGGAAAUGAAGGUUCUUGAAUGCUCAUUUCUCUCUGGCAUAAGGUUGCAGAAUGUUGAACCUUUGCUGAAGAUAUUGCAACCAAAAGUUGUUCUGCUACCUAAAGAUUUGAAGCAGAUUAGCUCUUUGAAAUCAAAUUCAUGCUCGACCUUUCAGUACUGCGUUAAUGAAACGUUACAUAUACCAAGCUUGAAGAACAAUUCAGAACUAGAGAUUGCAACAGACUUAGCUUCCCAGUUUAAUUGGAGGAACUUGAAACAAGAAAAUAUUAAUAUGACGAGGUUAAAGGGAGAGCUCUGCGUAGAUCAUGGCAGACAACGGUUGUCCACUGGCAAUCAAGAGUCCCCAGAGAGUAGACCGCUGGUACACCGGGGUUCACCUGAUUUGGAGAAGCUUUUGGUUGUGUUAUCAAACAAGGGCAUCAAGGCAACGCUUGGGGAUGCAUUUGGUUCUGAAUCAGAAAGUGCUUCUCUAGUACAUGUCCAUGAUCCCAACCAAGCUCUUAUAGAAGUCAGAACAACAAGCACUGUUAUUAGUACUGCUGAUGAAAGUUUGGCUUCCAUUAUUUUUGAAGCUAUAGGUAGUGUUCUAGAUGGUGUUUAGAUGAAGAGAAUUUCACUUGUUUCAUGCAAUUCUUAUCGGCCAUGUUUGGUGACUAGGAUUGGACUGGCUACAUGCAUAGUUUACUGUAUGUACUAUGAGAUAUUGCUACUUUUCUUUGCAAAGGCAACAGUGAAGGCGGCCAGAAGGAUUUCUACCUUACUACCUCUCUUUCCUUUAGCAACUGGACAAAGGAUUAGCUUCCAUGUCUUUCCUUUUUUCCAAAAAUGUUUCUAAUGCUUCCCGACAACAAUUGGUCCAAUUUUUGCAAAUACAACAUAAAGUUACUCUGGAAAGGCAUCUUGGAAUAAAUAAUAUCCUGAAGUGGAAGGACUCCUUUAAUACCUCGGAUUUCCUGGACUGCUCAGAGGAAAUUCUCUUCUUGGAAAGGUAACUUACUGCAGCUCCUAUUGCAAAUAGGGCCCCUAUUUCCAUCCUUUCCCCAGAUUUCCUCUAAUAUUGCUGGUAAUUUGUCUUAAUAAUUUGUCUCGGUAAUUUUUCUGGAGAAAGGAUGGACAUAGGGCCCCUCCUAUUGCUUGGAAGGAAAUCUGUUAACCUUGCAGCUCUUGCAAAAUUGGGUUGGAAUGUUCUUAAUUGCCUCAAAAAUGGUGAGUUCAACUUGUAUGAAAAAUUUAUUAGUUUCAUCACUCCUUUUUUGCUGCUCCUGGAAAGCAAUUUCGGAGGCUAGAGAUCUACUUUGUAAUGGUAAUGAACCGUUGGUAAUGGUGAGCUUAUCUUUUCCUGGACUCGUAUUUGAGUCCUUUUUCCUCUAUUCCAUUCCUUGAUGUCUCUCAGCAGAGUAAUAUUGAUUGGGACCUAAAGGUUUGUAAUUUAUUCAAGAUGGUCGUUGGAAUG